CCAGCUUUAUCACAAUGUACUUCUUGUAAAACUCUAACUAACCCUAAAAAGUCACCAGUGAUUGUUACAUCACCUAAUGGAGCAAACAUACGUGACAAACCGUGUAUAAGUGGAAACGAAAUUGCCAGCUUGGGAAAAGGUGCUAAAUUUAACCCUGAGAAAGAUUGUGUUGGUCAAUGUGUAUCUGAUGGUGCUAUAACCAAUAUUUGGCUUCGUGUUGGUGUUAAAGGUGGUAAGACUGGUUUUAUAUGGUCCGGUGCAACCGAUUAUCCUUUUACACCCUGUGGAGCAAAUGCUUAG
Molecule: messenger RNA, 300 nt
Organism: Entrophospora candida
Lineage: Eukaryota; Fungi; Glomeromycota; Glomeromycetes; Entrophosporales; Entrophosporaceae
Source: the annotation of a GenBank genome assembly